UCAAUCUCGAAUCAAAAAAGCAAAAUCUUUCUGCGAAUACCUAUAUUUUGUUUUAUCAAAACUAUGGAUAGUAGUGUGGAAUUCGUGGAGGAUUUAGUCGAGGAUGUGGAUAAUCCUGAUGUCAGCAUGGUUGACGUGAUUCAGCGAGCGGAAGCUGUUCUAGCUUCACUGCCCGCACGGCGACCAACGACGAAUCGAAUCGUAAACAAACCAGCAACCGGAACCACAAAAGAACGUUCAAGAAGCACAAAUAACAAGCCGGGUCCGUCGAGAUCCACCAUUCGGUACGCGUUGGAUGAUUCUGACUGCAUCAUUGUCAUACCGGAUCCGGAGGAGCCGAAGCCAACUGUGAAUGCGCCCGCGGCACCUCCACCAUCCCCGCCGGCGCCGGCUUCCGAAGCCAUCUCCUGUCCGAUAUGCUUCGAACCGGUGUUCCAAGGACCGGCAGCAUCCACCAUCUGCGGCCAUCUCUACUGUUACCAGUGCAUCACCACCGAGAUCAAGGUGCGACCGAAGUGCCCGAUGUGCUCGCGACCGCUGCAGGCAUCGGAGGUAAUUCAGCUUUUCCGUAACUGAUGGCUACGAGCCCGAUCUGAUUGAUUUUUGUUUAACGUUAUUUCGGGUUUCCUUUUCAUAAAAUAAAAACUAACGUGCCCGUUUCAAUAAAAAAUACAAAUACCCACCUAUAAAAUAAUGAAUUCAUGUUAUACAUAUUAUAUUGAAAUUAUCAGAUAUUUUCUUGGGAAAUAAUAAUCGAUCGAUUUUACUUCUCUAUUGAC
This is a messenger RNA of Aedes albopictus (Asian tiger mosquito), 779 nucleotides long. Its product is annotated as E3 ubiquitin-protein ligase RNF4. NCBI's taxonomy places the organism in Eukaryota, Metazoa, Arthropoda, Insecta, Diptera, Culicidae. Bases 64 to 576 code for a protein of 170 amino acids. The record is from RefSeq and is a predicted model, not a curated record. The transcript has a single exon. Gene Ontology annotation, biological process: positive regulation of transcription by RNA polymerase II. Gene Ontology annotation, molecular function: transcription factor binding.